Aspergillus neoniger CBS 115656 is the source of this 2281-nucleotide messenger RNA. RefSeq names its product WD40 repeat-like protein. The record is from RefSeq and is a predicted model, not a curated record. Gene Ontology annotation, cellular component: GID complex. Gene Ontology annotation, biological process: proteasome-mediated ubiquitin-dependent protein catabolic process. The transcript is spliced from 5 exons. Bases 259 to 2163 code for a protein of 634 amino acids. Gene Ontology annotation, molecular function: protein binding. Lineage: Eukaryota; Fungi; Ascomycota; Eurotiomycetes; Eurotiales; Aspergillaceae.
GCGUUUCUCCUCCAAAGACCGACAGCCAACUACAACUACGGUACAGUGGGCGCUCUCGGAAACCCGCAUUCAUCCUCUGCUCGUCGACGGCGCCGUAGCAGCACACCGGAUACGCCCGAACACACUUUUGAGGGAACAGGAGGUUUCGCGGAGGAUCGCACGGCAAGCGAGGCCAGGUCUCGAACAUCCAGCAGUAUUCAGUCACGCGCCCCAUCAGAGGGCCCCGAACCGUACCCCAAGCGCAGGCGCCUGGCAAAUAUGCGCCCGGAUGGCAUUUCCAGUACAAACGGCUCCUCCCAUACGUUGAAUGGCUCAAAUGCAUCCCCGUCCCAGAAGACAGCUUUCGCCCACUCUCUGAACGGCCAAACGAGUUUCACGGCCUCCAACGGAGACGUAUGCACGAAUGGCUCUCAAAAGGCGUCAGUCGGCCCUCCGUCAUACUAUGGUCAUGACCGAGAAGAAGUUACCAGGAUCUUGAUUCAAGCCCUGUUUGACCUUGGCUAUGAUGGGGCCGCGACGCUUCUAAGCAAGGAGAGUGGGUAUCAACUGGAGAGCCCAGCAGUUGCUACAUUUAGAAAUGCGGUGUUAGAGGGCCGAUGGACCGAGGCGGAACAUAUACUGGUGCAAUCAUUCUAUCCGGAUCGAGGUGGUUGGAGGAGUAAUACCGGCGAGCAAGCGACGAAUCGGGAGAAGCUGGUUUUGGUGGAAGAUGCUCAAAAGAACGAAAUGCUUUUUUACCUGCGACAGCAAAAAUUCCUCGAAUUGUUGGAAGCCCGCGAUUUGGCGGCGGCCCUAAUAGUUCUGAGACAUGAACUGACACCUCUGAACUAUGACAUAGGACGGUUACACGCCCUGUCCAGUCUACUCAUGUGCCCCCCGGAACAUCUCCACGACCAGGCCGGCUGGGACGGUCCCAUAAGCUCUUCUCGAGAACGUUUGUUAUCGGAAUUGUCUCGUGAGUCCCCAAACCCAGCGUUCGGAGCUGUAACGGCGCAUACCGCUAACAACCUAGCAGGGUCAAUAUCGCCCUCUGUAAUGAUCCCGGACAAUCGUCUUGCUAUUCUGCUGGAUCACGUCAAACAAACACAGAUCAACCAGUGCUUAUACCAUAAUUCCGCAUCACCACCUUCAUUAUAUUCAGAUCACAUGUGUGAUCGCAAAGACUUUCCUUUGCGGACCGGGAUUGAGUUGAACCAGCAUUCCGACGAGGUAUGGUGGUGCCAGUUCUCCAACGACGGGACGAAGCUGGUCACUGCCAGCAAAGAUCAGACGGUAAUCAUUUACGAAACCAGCACCUUCUCUGUGAUACAGAAGCUCUUGGGUCAUGAGGAUGGUGUUGCACAGUGUGCAUGGAGCCCGGAUGACUCGAAGAUCAUUACCUGUUCUCAGGACAAGACCGCCCGCGUGUGGAGCGUUGAGACUGGUCGUUGCCUUCUGACCAUCAAUCACCACCGUCAUCCCGUGACAGCUGCGGCGUGGGCUCCUGAUGGCGAGUCUUUCGUAACGGCGGCUCUGGACGUGAGCUCGCAACUCUGUCAUUGGGGCAUGCGUGGACAGACCCUAUACAUGUGGCCGGAAGGCUUCCGCGUCCAAGACUGUGCUAUCACGCCCGAUGGCCGGAGACUUAUCGCGGCAGACCUCGAUCAGAAGGUCCACGUCUACAACCUUGCGACCCGCGAUGAAGAAUACUGUCUAGCCCUGAAAAGCAAGCCAACCUCCGUCGCUGUUAGCAGGGACUCCCGUCACAUGUUGAUCAACUCCGCCGACGGACAAAUACAGCUUGUUGACAUCAACACCACAGACGUUGUGCGUCGAUUUUCAGGGCAGAAACAAGGGCAUUUCGUCAUUCGCAGUGUCUUUGGUGGUGCGGCGGAAAACUUUAUUGUCAGUGGAAGUGAAGAUUCUCGUGUUUAUAUCUUCCACAAAGAAGCUGGCACACUUGUAGAGGCAUUGGAGGGGCACGUACGAGGAUGUGUAAAUUCCAUGUCCUGGAAUCCUCGAGACCCAGGAAUGUUUGCUUCUGCUGGCGACGACUGCUUGGUUAGAAUUUGGACACGUGAACGUGACAUACGGCCAAAUGUUUCAGCAGGCAAGCACAGGGCAGUAUCGACAAGUGGUUUCACUCGCACUAGCGCUCUGCGUUCAACAUCAAGCUUCAAUUAGUGCUCCCGUUUCAGGAGUAGCAGGCAAUCCCAUAUAGUCUAUACAUACUUGGAAGCAGCUCCAGCUUAAACAUCUCUCGCAUUCACUCCGUCCGCUUUCUCCCUCAUCUCUACUCCGA